ACUUUGCAAAUACUUUGCACUUAAUCCAUUGAUUUGAUCAUGACACAAAACUGAUACUAAAGAAUCAUAAGCAUAUCUAUUUCAAUAUUAUAUCCAAUUGACAUAUAAAUUGCAUAUAUUUUUAUACGCAAUGCAAUAAGAUUUCAUGAAACUUUUUUAAGUUCCGAAAUAUCAUAUGCAUAUAUUCAUGAGUUUAUAAGAUACAGAAAAGGAUAAAAGUUGGAUGAAACCGUAAUAGAUACAAGAGAACAAAGCCUCAGAACCACGUAUAUAUUCGCUCGCUCUCGGCACAAGCGCCUCUCCAUAAGCAUCCAAUUACUGAACCGCAAGAACAUUAUCCAUCCCUAUCCUUCCUAAUCAUCCAUCUUGCCACUUCCUCCCUCCUCAUCUCCCUCAUCCCCAUCCUCAUCCCCGCAGAAUUCCCCUUGCGUCCCCUCCUUCCAUUUUAUCCAAGGCCCUUCCCACCCACCUCUUGCUACCUCCUCACGCCUACGCCCCUCGCCUACACCAUGGGCGCGUCGGCCACGAAAGCGGACGAGGGCGGCCAGACCUGCAAUAACAACACGGCCAAGGAGAAGGCGCCGAAACUCCGAGGCAAAGGCAAGGGCUCUGGCACCCUGCCCUCGAGCGCGACCUCCAGCCCGGCCACGCAUAAGAAGCAGGAGGCCGAGGAGUCCGAAGAAGGGAAGGAGAGAAACAAGGAUAAAGAAAGGACCAAGCAAGGGGAAGAGAACGCAGAGGGAGAAGAACAAGCUGAAGGUGACGACGAGGAAUUCCCGGCCCCGCCUGACCUCACCGAGAAACAGAAGACGAUCAUUAAGGAGUCGUGGAAGGCUUUGGAGGCGAACGUGGCGAGAGUUGGCGUCGUUCUCUUCAUCAAGCUGUUUGAGACGCAUCCCGAUGUUCAGGAAGUGUUCAUGCCGUUCAAAGGCGUCGACCUGGAAGAGAUCAAGCAUUCGAAGCAGCUACGAGCCCAUGCUCUGAGGGUCAUGGGUUUCGUCAACAAGGCUGUGGCUCGACUCGACCGGCCGGACAAACUCGUCCCUCUUGUGCAGGAGUGUGGGAAGAGCCAUUUCUACUACGGGGCCAACAUCAAAUACAUUGACUACGUGGGUCCCCAGUUCAUAAACUCCAUCCGGCCGUCGAUGGAAGAGGAAAACCAGUGGAGUCCCGAGCUGGAGGAAGCGUGGGUUCUGCUCUUCCAACACAUCGCAUACCUCAUGAAAAGCUCCAUGAAGAAAGAGAUGCACCAGUGAUCAUAGGCCUGCAUCACGAACACAAGCAUAGAUGGAUAAUAUCGUGCACUUUCAUGUUGUGAAGCUUAGACACGUGGCUUUGUAACCGACAUCACAUUCAGAGAAGUUAUAAAGGAAGACGAAUGAUUUCACAAAGCUAGCUUUGAUGCUACCUAUUCAUCGGAAUUACACGUAAGCACGCAGCUACAGAUUACAUGUAAUUCUACUAAAAAAAAAAAACAGCAAGCUUGAAAUAAUUGUUUCACAGUGUAUGCGUGAAUCAAGCGUACUUAACUAGCGAUAUGUGAUUGUGUGAUCAUUUUAACCAUCACCUAUUGAUAACAGGGUAUAGAUAAAAAAGGUAGGGUAAUUACAUAGCUCAUUUUACCAUGUAAAGAUAAUAUAUUUCUAGUCCGAUAGUGCUCAUUGACAAACCGACAGAGGUUUCUUCGAUCUGAAUAAAAGAUGCAGAAUGUGGAAAGAAGAGAUAAAAAAAAAAAUAUAACAUUUAAUAACGAUAACCAGUUAAUGAUCUACGCAAAUAAAUAAACGUCAUUUCUUCAUAAGGAUCGUGAUCUGAACUUUUAGAAUUUGGAUACCCGAAAGAACCACGACGUAAUGAAAGAGAAAGGGGAAAAGAAAAACAUGAAAACAUAAAAAGUGUUUUUUUUUUUUUUUUUUUUUCUCUAGGAAAUAUACAGUUUUAUUUUUUAACUGGUGAGUUCUUGUCGGAUCAAGAACUGCCUUUCCCAGAUUUAAUGGCUUCUCAUUCUCAUGACCUCUUAUUUUAGAGGAAUUUCUUGAAAACAUAUCGACUCGCCUUAAAGGGAAAGAAGGAGAGAGAAGAAAAAUAACGAGGGAAGGAAGAAAGUCUCCAAAUAGGCCAAAAUAUAGGGCGACCUUCAGUACCUUUCAAUUAUAAUGGGCCUUUUGGGGGAGAGCCGUCAGUCAGUGUUCGACAAACGAAAGGAGAGAAAAAGAGAGAGAAGGUGUUGGAGGAGGAGG
Molecule: messenger RNA, 2240 nt
Organism: Penaeus chinensis
Lineage: Eukaryota; Metazoa; Arthropoda; Malacostraca; Decapoda; Penaeidae
Product: non-symbiotic hemoglobin 1-like
Exons: 4
Coding region: 510-1256 (248 amino acids)
Molecular function (GO): oxygen binding; heme binding
Source: RefSeq, a predicted model, not a curated record